AUGACGGCUGUCCUUCCGUAUCUUCAAGGUACAACAGAGCGCAUAGGCAGACUUUUGAGUAAGCAUAACAUCAGAGUAAUCUUCAAACCCCAGAAGAAAAUUGCUCAAUUACUCCCUAACCCCAAAGAUCAAAGACCAAGCUUGGAAACCUCAGGUGUGUACAAGAUAUCUUGCGUCUGCGGAAAAGUGUACAUAGGAGAAACCGGGAGAAAGAUCAGUACACGGAUCAAGGAACACCAGAGGUGUGCCAAAUACAGCCACUUUUCACAAUCAGUCUUGGCGGAACAUUGGAUGGAGACUGGACAUGCCGUGCAGUAUGAUAAGUCUACUAUGUUGGUCCCGUCACAAGGCUACUUUGCCAGAAAAUAUCGGGAAGGUCUGGAAAUCUUAAAACAUCCUGACAACCUCAACCGCGACAAAAGCCUUCAAGUAAAACCUAUUUGGCAUACCGUUCUCCCAGGUUUUUUAAUUGACCGACCGGUCAAUCAAAAACGCUCCGAUUGA
Molecule: messenger RNA, 504 nt
Organism: Solenopsis invicta (red fire ant)
Lineage: Eukaryota; Metazoa; Arthropoda; Insecta; Hymenoptera; Formicidae
Exons: 1
Coding region: 1-504 (167 amino acids)
Source: RefSeq, a predicted model, not a curated record